This is a messenger RNA of Olea europaea var. sylvestris, 925 nucleotides long. RefSeq lists its product as uncharacterized. The record is from RefSeq and is a predicted model, not a curated record. Bases 263 to 925 code for a protein of 220 amino acids. Lineage: Eukaryota; Viridiplantae; Streptophyta; Magnoliopsida; Lamiales; Oleaceae. The transcript has 3 exons.
UUAGGAUCUCUAAAAAUCAUGCAGGCACAAGUGAGGCAACUCCCCUGUUGUUGAAGGUACACGUUGAAGAUUCAGAUAAUGAUUUUGUACACCCACCACUGUAUAAACAAAUGGGGGCUACUAAUUCUAGGUCUCACGAUCAACAUAGUGCUGCCUACCAUCCAGAUUGCUCUUGCGUUGAAAAUGUGGUUGACUGAAACAGUUAAUUAAUAAGGAAAUAAGCAAGCUCCAAGCGGAGAACAAGGGGUUGAAAGAGGAGCUUAUGUCGAUGAAGUCAGAACUAUCUAAGAUGAAUGUAAACAUGCGUCAAUCAAACAAUUCUUUGAAGCUCAAUGAGGUCAUUCAGAGUUACAAUGUGUUGAAAGAUAGCUUGAGUGACAUUAGGUUGUCUCUUAAAAAUUUUGUUGAAUCUGUAUCUGACAUAGUAUCUUCGGUGAUGGAUGAACUUCAUAAGAAGUUGAGUGGUAAAGAUGUUUUGACGGAACAAGUGCCGAAAGAUGAUGAUGAUGUUGACAAAAAGGGUAAGGGUCACAUGGAACUUGAGUCGAAAGGUGAUGAUGUUGCUGAAAAAAGUGACAACGUUCACAUAGAACCUGAGCAAAAAGGUGAUGACGUAACUGAAAAAGUAGACAAGGGUCACAUGGCACCUGAGUUUUCACAUGUUCAUGAUGACUAUGUUCUUGAAUCUCCUUCAUUUGAUCUAGGAGUUGGCUCCUCACAAACACCUAAAAGCUCUGAUGAUAUAUCUUUUGCCAGUAAAGAAGUGCAGAAUCGGGUUGAUGAUGCUAUUGCACGCGUGUUGGAAUCUACUGAACUUCAUUCCAAAGAUGAAGAUACACCUGCACCACCAUCAUCUGGACUACCCGUGAAGAGAGCACAAAAGCCAUCAAAAACUCUGCAGUCACCUUUUGUUAAGGUCGAUUGA